GUCCAGAGAGGUUGACCACAGGAAUGUGAGCUGCGGUGGGAGUGCACAUGGAGGUUCUGUGCCUGUAUAGGUAAAGAUGACUCUGCUGGCAGGCGACGGCUCAGACUACGACUACAGCGCUCUGAGCUGUGCCUCCGAUGCCUCCCUCCUCCUCCCUCAACCCCCGCCCCUGUCAGAGCAAGAGGCCUUCAAGGGGGCCUACUACAAACGGGCCCAACUCCUACCUGAGGACCCAGACCACCACCUCACCAACUCCACCUCGCUCUCCGCUGCCCGUAAACUCCAUGCCAUUAUCAAUGUCGGCGGGUUGCGUUAUCAAUUACCCUGGACCACCUUGGAGGACUUCCCCCUGUCCCGACUUGGCCAGCUGCGCCUCUGCAGCAGCUUUGACGAGAUCAUGUGCGUCUGCGACGAUUAUGACAUUGCCAGCAACGAGUACUUCUUCGAUCGUUCGCCUUGCGCCUUCCGCACCAUCCUGACCUUCCUGCGGGCCGGGAAGCUGCGAUCCCUCAGGGAGAUGUGUGCCCUCUCCUUUAGGGAGGAGCUGCUCUACUGGGGGGUCCCUGAGGAGAACCUAGAGUGGUGCUGCCGUCGCCGCCUCAUCCAGCGGGUGGAGGAGUGUGACGAGCUGGAGCGGGCAGCCCAGGAGGAUGAGGAGGAGGAGCUGAUGAUGGACACCGAAAGCGGGCACCGCAGAGGCAGCGCCGCCCGAGCUACGGAGACCCGGAUGGGACAUUAUAUGAACAAGCUGAGAGACAUGGUGGAGAGGCCUCACUCAGGCCUGCCAGGGAAGAUCUUUGCUUGUUUGUCGGUGCUGUUUGUCACCAUCACGGCUGUCAACCUGUCCAUCAGCACCAUGCCGGCCAUGAGAGAGGAGGAGGAGCAGGGCAAGUGCUCCCAGAUGUGCUACAACAUCUUCAUAGUGGAGACGGUGUGUGUGGGCUGGUUCUCCCUUGAGUUCACCCUGCGCUUCAUCCAGGACCGGGACAAACUUGCCUUCCUGAGACGCCCUCUGAACCUCAUAGACGUGGUGGCAAUCCUGCCCUACUACAUCACCCUAGUAGUGGACAGCUACCAGGGGGAGAAGAAGCUGGGCUCGGGCAGCAGUUACCUUGACAAGGUGGGUCUGGUGCUCCGGAUCCUCCGUGCCCUGAGGAUUCUAUACGUGAUGCGGCUGGCCCGCCACUCAUUGGGCCUGCAGACUCUGGGGCUUACUGCACGGCGCUGCACGCGGGAGUUCGGAUUACUCCUCCUCUUCCUCUGCGUGGCCAUUGCCCUCUUCUCCCCGCUGCUCUACCUCAUUGAGAACGAGAUGGCUACGACCCCCGAGUUCAGCAGUAUCCCCGCCACCUACUGGUGGGCCGUCAUUACCAUGACAACGGUGGGCUACGGGGACAUGGUUCCGAGGAGCAUCCCGGGUCAGGUGGUGGCUCUGAGCAGUAUCCUGAGCGGGAUUCUUCUCAUGGCGUUCCCAGUCACCUCCAUCUUCCAUACAUUCUCCCGGUCCUAUGUGGAGCUGAAGCAGGAGCAGCAGAGGCUACUGCAAAGACGGACACACUUCCUGUUACGCAGGAGGAUAGGCGGGCUGGGGAGUAACAUGUCGCUGGAGAGUGACUACCCCAGCUGUGGUUCCUCUGGGGCCAGGGAAAACUGA
This is a messenger RNA of Oncorhynchus masou masou (cherry salmon), 1654 nucleotides long. RefSeq names its product potassium voltage-gated channel subfamily G member 1-like. The record is from RefSeq and is a predicted model, not a curated record. The coding region runs from base 77 to 1654 and encodes 525 amino acids. Gene Ontology annotation, molecular function: delayed rectifier potassium channel activity. NCBI's taxonomy places the organism in Eukaryota, Metazoa, Chordata, Actinopteri, Salmoniformes, Salmonidae. Gene Ontology annotation, cellular component: membrane; voltage-gated potassium channel complex. Gene Ontology annotation, biological process: potassium ion transmembrane transport; regulation of delayed rectifier potassium channel activity; protein homooligomerization. The transcript is spliced from 2 exons.